Tuber aestivum (summer truffle) is the source of this 2524-nucleotide messenger RNA. The record is from the annotation of a GenBank genome assembly. Lineage: Eukaryota; Fungi; Ascomycota; Pezizomycetes; Pezizales; Tuberaceae.
AAAGGAAAGUGAGAUUGGAAGGUUGAACACAGCAUUGCAUUCGCAUUCGCAUUCCAUUUUCCAACAGCUUUAGCUUCACCCUCUUUGGGCGCCGCCCUGUUUCUAUUUUAUUUUCCUGUCAAGCAGCAGCGGCGGCAGCAGAGGGCAGAAGAGGCAGCAGCAGCCUAGCCCAGAAACAAGACUCACGCAUCUCCGUCAUUCACAGAGAGCAGGCAACCCUCUUUUGCCGCUCCAACCACGCACCUCAUCCCACCCACAAUCCCAACCUCGUGCACACACACCCAAUAAUUAUUGAAAUAAUACCUGCGCUUCUCGCCGGCACCCACCAAGCCUGAGCACCACCCCUCUCCCCUCCCCCACCCUUCACCACACACACCACACCCACACCACCGAACGCAGCGCUGACAACGCUGCCUGUCCGCCGCCGCUCGGCACAGACCCUCCAAUCCAUCCUCGUGGCGACCACCGACAGCCUCCUCUACCAGCACGCAAAUCAUGCGGAAGCCCUGCUAUCGAAACUCCGCAUUUCCACCCUUGGGGCGAGCACCUUUGAGCCGACUCCCUAUAACCCCCGCCCGCUGCCGCCAGACAUGAGCUCUCCCUUCGCCUCGCCUCCUCCACCAUACACUCCCGAGCACCCGCACGUGAUACUCGACCACGAAAAGAUACCACGAGAAGGCGCGCCCCCGCCUCCACACCCUCUAGUCGAUCCUGCCGGACACGCUGCCGCGAACACUCACUCUGUAAACAUGUCUAGCACGAAACCCCUGGGCCUACGCGCCAAUGACAAGGACAUCUUCCACCUGCCCCCGAGCACCGCUCUCACCCUGCUCUCGAGGAGCAUCGAAUUGCUGGUCUCCAUAACCGGCGACGUCCCUCCCACCCCGCCCGCCAGUGGCCCUUCCACCCCCGACAUGGAGGAGGAACUGCACCCCACGGCUAUCGACAGCCAUCGUGAUGGUGCUGGCUUCUCUUUCGGCAGUGCGGUGCAGGAUGGUCUCGACGGUGUCGUUUUGAAGCACAGGAGGGACGAGUUCAGCGAUGAUGACGACAUCUCGGACGGUGGUGAGGAAAUGAAGAUAAUUGGAGUUGGUGCAAAGGGUGCCUUUCAGAAUGGCGCAAUCACACGAAAGUUCUGGUCCAAAGCUGCUCCGGGCAUUUCCAUUGAAGAUUAUCUCUUCCGGUCAGUUUUGAUUGCCGCUUCUUCCGCCCCUUCCCUGCAGAGAGCCGUUUUUCCUGUGCGGUUCUGAGCCCGAAGGGGAGGAAAAGAGGGGUGAAGUGGAGGCUAACUGGUUUGUUUCAUUUAGAAUACACCGUUUCUGCCCUUUGAGCACGGCAGUCUACCUCGCAGCCUCGGUCUAUCUCCACCGCCUUGCUGUCACGGAGCGAAUAAUCCCCAUAACCCGACUCAACGUCCACCGUCUGCUCCUCGCCGCUCUCCGCGUCGCCAGCAAAGGCCUGGAGGAUAUGAGCCAUCCACACAAAAGGUUCGCAAAAGUAGGGGGAUUAACCGAACUAGAGCUGAGUAGGCUCGAAGUCAGUGAGUUUAACCCCCCAUUUUUUUCUCAGGGCUUUCACUUUUUACUCCACUUUGCUUGUCUGUGUGGGAAAGUAGUGUGUUAAUGUCGAUUUUUUUCUUCUAAAGGUUUCUGCUUCCUUAUGAAUUUCGACCUAAAGGUCGACAAGGCCGCUCUGGAGAAGCACAUGGAAUCCCUGCGGGAAACGGCGAAUCGCCAGGCUUCGCUGGGCACCUCCGGACUUGUAUUUCCAGCUACUCCGCCAAAGGAGUCCUCCAUGGCUGGCAUGGGGAAGAUCAAGAUGAUGGUUAAACCCGUCAUGUUGGAUGUAUAAAAGGGAAAGACUACCAAAAGAAAAAAACCGAAAAAAACCGAAAAAAAAACCUCUCCUUUCUCCUUUUUCAUCUCUGUUAACGAGCGGGAGUUCUUUUCUUUCUUUCCUUCUUUACUUUCGUUUUUUCUCUCCAUAUCUGGCAUAUUCAAGGUGGCAUAUACCCAACCCAGCAAACUAACCAUUACCCCCCAUUACCUAAUCCAAACCAACCUCACUCCUACAUUCCUCUCCUCCUCCCCCCGUCCUAAGAUCCACCCCAUCCAUCCCAAUUCACUUUCUCCCAUCAAAUCAUAAUGUAGUUGUACGAACUUUUUUCUCUUCUUUUUCUUCCCAUCUUUCAUAUCAUUUCCAUCAUCCAUUUCACUUGAUCGCCAUCUCCAUCAUAGGACCCGGGUAUCUUGGCUAUUUUUUUCUUCCUUCCAUCAUCUCAUUUGUCGGUUGGGGUCAUCAGGUUGGGGUUUGCUUAUUCUUUUUUGUUGACAAUCUAUCCAUCUUUCCACCUUGGCUCAUAUCAUACUUUUUUUAUUUUAAACUUUUGCUUGCUCACUCUCUGGAAUUGGACCAGAUUAUUGUGGAGGUUGCGCACGCUCCGCAGUUCGGGGAGGCGGGGGUAUAGUAAUUGUUAAGAUUAGAAAUAUUACAAGUAUGAAUUUAGUCUGGCAAUUUGUUCGAU